GAAAUUCCCAUACUGCUCUGCGUCUGCGCUUCCAUAUUCUCAUGAGCCUUCUUGAUCACUUGUGGGACGACACCGUUGCCGGACCUUUGCCGGAGAAUGGUCUCGGCAAGCUCCGAAAACACCCUUCCUUCCCUUCCCGAUCUAUCUCUGACAAGGAAUCUGAGGGUGGAAACGUGAGAUCCUACGGUGGGGAUUCGGCAGAGGCUGCGGUGAAAGUGUCACGUAGUAUUAUGAUAGUGAAACCAGCUGGGUACCAGAGUCCGAGUGGAUCAGCUCCGGCAUCCCCUGCCGGUUCUACCCCUCCACUAUCUCCGUUUUCCGGUAAGGAGCUAGAGAGCCGUUUCGUUUUCGAAGAAGGUCAAUAUCAGAUGCGUACGAGAGCGAGGUCAAGACAGGCCAAAACAGACCAAGCCCUUCUUCUCCUUUCGAUGUGUGAUAAAUGAGUAUGAGUUAGUGAUAAGCACUUGAUCGUUGUGUUUGUUUUCCUUUUGGCUCUAGUGGUAUCCAAUGUGUUAUUGCUUUGUGUGUUUGUGUGUUAGAUGUAUUAUGUAUAUAGAGGUUGUGUAGUUCUUGUAAAUAAUUAGCAUGUUGUUUAUUUAGUCUCUGAGAGAUGCUAAUAGUAAUGCUUUGUUUGUUUAAAUAUAUAAGAACUUGUAAGGUGUAGAGCUGUAUCUAACCUAACUAGUUAAUGCUAGUAUAUGUUUGUAUA
Molecule: messenger RNA, 709 nt
Organism: Vicia villosa (hairy vetch)
Lineage: Eukaryota; Viridiplantae; Streptophyta; Magnoliopsida; Fabales; Fabaceae
Product: dormancy-associated protein homolog 3-like
Exons: 3
Coding region: 42-443 (133 amino acids)
Source: RefSeq, a predicted model, not a curated record